This is a messenger RNA of Angiostrongylus costaricensis, 516 nucleotides long. The record is from the annotation of a GenBank genome assembly. Lineage: Eukaryota; Metazoa; Nematoda; Chromadorea; Rhabditida; Metastrongylidae.
AUGAGCGAUUUCAGCGCUGCAGACUGGUUUGACGACGGAUUUCGUACACUCGCGUGUUCAAGGCCAGGUCGUCUGCUUAUUACAGUCUUUCUCAUGCUGUUCGUUUACCUCGCUUCUAUUGUUCUUACAUCAAACCGUGCCGUAUCCGUCAUAGACGUGAACGGCUCGGCACCGUCGACAAAAAUGAAUAAAACAAGAGCAAUGGAUAUUCUUACGAAGUUAUGCGACUCAUUUCGUGACGGUCUGAUAUCAGGAGAUUCAUGCAAUCGACUAUGCUAUAAACGAGAGUGGAAAAUCAACGACUACUACGAGGGAAACAAGACAGUACUGGUUUUGAAGGAUGGAGGACAAACUGCUGUGUUUAAGAGUAUACAUCCUUCUAUGAAUCAUUUUGCACGACUAGAUGAAAAUCUCAGCUAUGAUGAAUUUUCAGACAUGGUAAUAUAUAUUACAGUUUUCUCUUUCAUUCUUUCAUCGUCAUGUCUUUUCGUAACUUGUUUAUCAGUAAAUCACUGA